Molecule: messenger RNA, 5287 nt
Organism: Bolinopsis microptera
Lineage: Eukaryota; Metazoa; Ctenophora; Tentaculata; Lobata; Bolinopsidae
Product: vigilin-like
Exons: 7
Coding region: 12-4526 (1504 amino acids)
Molecular function (GO): ATP binding; RNA helicase activity; RNA binding
Source: RefSeq, a predicted model, not a curated record
UUCUAACUACAAUGUCUUCAGCCCCAGGUAUGUCUAGAGAACAAGAAUCAGAUGGCAGUCCAGUCGCCAAGGACAAAAUAUCAGUCCCUUCAAACAAGGUCGGCAAGAUCAUCGGCCGCCGAGGUGCCAUGAUUCGUGAGCUCCAGGACAAGUCAGGAUGUAAGAUAGACGUUACUGACGAACAGGUGGAGGGGCAAACGGUCAUCAGACUGUCUGGUGCUGUGGAAGAUAUCGAGAAAGCCAAAGUCCUGCUGGCCAGGAUCUACCAAGACGACUCGAGAUCCAACCAGCAAGGACAAGAAGGUGAGCCGACUGAGCAGUUUGAUAUUCCCGAGGACAAGUGUGGCCUGGUUAUCGGAUCACGAGGAUCUAAGAUCCGGGAGAUUCAGUCCGACACUGGAGUUGGAGUUAACGUUGGGUCGAGAGACACAGCAGUUGGUGGUAUGAUCAAGGUCACCCUUAGGGGAGACAAGGGAGGGUGUGAUGAAGCAAAAAAGAUUAUUAUGGAACUGAUCUCCGAUUCUGACAAAAGGACGGAAAGGUCAUGUUUAGCCCCAGGUAUGGCUCGAGGCAGGGAACCGGAGUCGACAGAUGGCAGUCCAGUUGCCAAGGACAAAAUAUCUGUCCCUGCGAACAAGGUCGGCAAGAUCAUCGGCCGACGAGGUGCCAUGAUCCGGGAGCUCCAGGACAAGUCGGGAGCAACGAUCGACGUAACUGACGAACAGGAGGAAGGGAGAACAGUCAUUAGGCUGUCCGGAGCACUGGAAGAUAUCGAGAAAGCCAAAACUCUGUUGGCUCGAAUCUACCAGGAUGAACCGAGAUCCCCACAGAAGUCAGGAGAUGGUGAUGCAACAGAGGAGUUCGAAAUACCCGAAGAUAAGUGUGGUUUGGUCAUCGGUUCUCGAGGAUCUAAGAUCCGGGAGAUUCAGUCUGACACAGGAGUUGGAGUAAAUGUUGGAUCGAGAGAUACAGCAGUUAAUGGUUUGAUCAAGGUAACUCUGAAGGGAGACAAGGAAAAGUGUGACCACGCUAAGAAGAUUAUUUUGGAUCUGAUCUCUGAUGCUGACAACGGUCGUGAGGAUGUGGAGCCAGCUUACUCCACUAACAUGACCAUCCCUCUUGACAUGACCAGGAAACUGAUCGGGCCCCAAGGUUCCACCAUUAGGGACAUCCAGGACAGGUCAGGCGCCCAGGUUGAUGUCGCUAGGAGGAACACCGCUGUAGAUGGUAUGAUCGAGGUCACCCUUUCUGGAGCCAAGGAAAGCUGCGAGUCUGCAAAGGACAUGAUCAGCAGUUUGGUAGAGGAAUCAAGUCACCCAGCCGAGACUGUGCUCAUGAUGAUUGAGGAGUCCAUGUGCGGUCUGAUCAUUGGAGCUAGAGGAGCCAAAAUCAGGAGUAUUCAGGACAACUCUGGAGCUAGUAUCAGAAUCGACAAGAGGAACGAGGCACGUGACGGAAAGGUACAGGUGACCAUCACUGGAUCAGCCAACCAGUGUGUUGAUGCCAAGGAGGAGAUCGAGCACAUCAUCAGUGAGGGUGGCAGCAAAGAGUCCAAAUCUCGAAGUUUCGAUGCGAGUGAACACGUAAUCGAGAUCUACGUUCCAGAGUCUAGAUGUGGUAUGAUCAUCGGACGAGGAGGCUCCAAGAUCGCCGAGAUCCAGGAGAGAACCAGCACACGUGUUGAUGUUAACUCUCGGGAGCGAGACGAGCGUGGUAUGUGCCUAGUCACCAUCUCCGGAGAUGAGGAGAACUGCAAGGAGGCUGAAGCCAUCGUGCAAGGAAUUGUUGACGAGGAAGAGAGAGAACGUGGUGACCGAGGUGACCGAGGUGAACGUGGUGAACGUGGAGACCGUGGUGGUCGAGGAGGUCGUGGGGAAGGUGGAGAACGUAGAGAACGCGGAGAGCGUGGAGAUGGAGAAGACAGGGGACCUCCAAUUGAACGUGGUUCUAUGGAUAUCUGGGUUGAGACGUCAUCUCUGGGCCGUAUCAUCGGUAAAGGAGGUGCCAAGAUUAGGGAGAUCGAGCGCAUGCACGGUGUGAAGAUCGACGUUAAGAAGGAUGUCAAAGAGGAGAAUGAGACGAAGGUGAUUCUCAUAGGAGCCAAGGAGGAGGUUCUGAGUGCAAGAGAUUACAUCUAUGACAUUGUCGAUGAAGAGGUCUUGAUCCAGAUGGCGACCAGACCGCGAGGUUUUGGUCGGGGUCGAGGAAAGCGAAUAAAGGACCCAAACGCCCCUCCUGGCACCCUCUUUUCAACACCACCUCCACUCUCCAAAUCAGAGAUAGAUCAGAAUCUUGAGAGAAUCAACAAUCUUCAGAGUAGCUACAGUGCGCAACCGUCCCAUUUUACAUCACCAAAUGCGAGAGCAACGAACGGUAAUAGUAGUAGUAGUUACGGAAACAGAGAUAAUAUUCAUAACAAUCCGAAUGGUUGGGGUAAUCCCAACGCUCACAUGGACAGAUUCAUUGAUCAUGACACUGCCAACCCUCCACAAGAUAGCUCAGAUUGCUCAGAGACAAUGCGGGUACAGUGUCACAGAGUAGGCCGUAUUAUUGGGAGCCGUGGAGCCACAAUAAACAGUAUCCAAGAUCAGUCGGGCGCUAAGAUUGAUAUCGCACGAGAUGAGGUUGGUGAUGAGAAAGAGGUAACUAUCACUGGGUCACGUGACAGUGUCUCCAAAGCUAGAGAACUGAUAAGUGAGAUUCUUGGUGAUGAGUCUGGCGGAGGUGGCAGAUCGGGCAGGCCCUCUAACAAUGAUCCAUCAGGAGGCUCUGUAGUUAUCAGAGUUGCUGAAAACUCAGUGGGUCGCAUUAUUGGUAAAUCCGGUGCCACUAUCAAUGAAAUACGAGAUGAGAGUGGUGCGACUAUUGAUAUAGGUAAAGAGUCGUCAGGUUAUGAGAAGGAGGUGACUCUGCGGGGACCUCCAGCUGCAAUCGCAAAAGCAAGAGAUCUCAUCAGCAAUAUCGUGGCUAUUAUUGACGAUGAGGAACCUCGGAGCACAGGUGUUAUUGAUUAUAAUAAAACUAUUGACUGGGGUCAGAUUGCUGCCAACGAGGAAGCGUAUAGGUUUGAGAAAUGGGGCAGCCUCCCUCCUGUUCAGAAGAAGUUCUACACAGAGGACCCCCAAAUAUCCAGCUUAUCAGAGGCACAAGUCCUGGAGAUCCGAGCUAAUAACAUGGCAAUAGAGGUGUCUCACUACGUACGAGAGCAAGACAAGGAUAACCCAGCCGCUUACCCUCCCAUCGCUAAACCUAUCCUAACAUUUGAACACUGUUUUCAGAGAUAUCCUGAUAUUUUGAAAGAGAUUUACAAACAGGGGUUCAAGGAGCCCAGCCCAAUUCAGAAGCAAAUGUGGCCUGUUCUGUUGUCUGGGCACGACUGUAUCGGUGUUGCUCAGACGGGAACAGGGAAAACUCUAGCUUUUCUUCUCCCUGCUUUUAUUCAUAUUGAGGCCCAGCCGAAACCUAGAUCACAAAGAAAGGGUCCCACUGUCUUCUGUCUGGCUCCUACUAGAGAGUUGGCACUCCAGAUUAAAUGGGAGGUAGAUAAGUACACCUACCACGGUAUAAGUUCUGCAUGUGUAUACGGAGGAGGGAGUCGUUCAGAGCAAAUACAGAUGAUAAAAUCAGGAGUUGACAUAGUAGUUGCCACACCGGGCAGGCUGAACGACCUGAUCGAGUCUAAACUUCUUAUUCUGGACGAGUGUUCUUAUCUUAUCCUGGAUGAGGCUGAUAGGAUGCUUGACAUGGGCUUUGAACCUCAGAUCAAGAAGGUGUUGUUAGAUAUCAGACCCGACCGUCACACAGUGAUGACGUCAGCAACAUGGCCCCCCGGCGUCAGACGUAUUGCUCACGAGUACAUGAACAACAGUAUCAUUGUCAAUGUUGGCACUCUAGAUCUCAAGGCAGCGGUCACAGUCACUCAGCACAUUGUGAUGACUACCCUCGAGGAGAAACUGAAUUUGUUGCAGGAGCUAAUAGAAACACAGUUGGAUCACCACCAUGACAAGUGUCUUGUGUUCGUGGGGAGAAAGAUAACUGCUGACUUCAUAUCAAGCGAAUUUAUCACGAGGUACAUGAGACCCGAGUUCGCUGGUAGAUGUAUAAAAAGUGACGCUAUCCACGGAGACCGGGAUCAAUCAGACCGGGAGGCAGCACUGGGGGGUUUCAAAGAGGGGGAUAUCUCCAUUCUGAUCGCUACAGACGUUGCCAGUCGUGGUCUGGACGUUAAAGGAAUCACACAUGUUGUAAACUAUGACUUCCCCCGUGAUAUGGAGGACUAUGUGCACCGAGUGGGGAGGACUGGGAGAGCGGGGAGAGAGGGAACUGCUGUCAGUUUGUUUACUCGAGAGGACUGGAGGAAAUCUUCCGAACUGAUAAAGAUUCUAGAAGACUCUAAUCAAGUGGUUCCGCCAGAGUUGAGAGUAAUGAGUGAGAGGUGGGAAAAGAAGAGGAUUCAGAUGGACAGAGAGAAAGGGCGGGGUGGUGGCCGGGGGGGAGGAGGAGGUAAUCGGCAGAGGUACCGAUAAAAGGAAGAAACUUGUUUUAUUGUUCAGUUUUAGAGCGGUUCUUGAGGGAACUGCCAUUUUCAGUUUUACAAUUUGUUGUUGCAAUUUGUAAAUUAAUUGUCUCAAUUUUAAUUUGUACAAUUAUCUUGUUUUUUAUCAAACUGCUAAUUGAAAUCUUAUAUAUUUGAUUAAUGUGAGAACAGUCCAGAUAUUGCACUUCACCACAAUGUAAGAUAAUUUAUUUAAUUGUCGUGUGCAAUGAGUUGAACAAUUUUAUUUUAUUUUUACUGAAAUUCUAAUUAUCUUGAAUUAUGAUUUAAAAGACAGAAAGAAGAUCAAAUGGAAGUUACACACAAAAGCCGCAGUAUUUUGCCAUGAUGGUAUAAGGACGUAUAAAUAAAGCUGGUAAAAGUUUUUAUAUCUGAGUUUCUCAAUUAAAUUAUGGAUGAAAUUUUGGGAAAUGUAGUAUGUUUUAUAGGAAAUCCUGAGAGGUAGAUUUGGAGUAAUUUGCUCGGUAAAUCAUGGUUUCGAUUUACACAAUCAAUUUUGGGGGCUCACUUUAAAACUCUCGAUAAAUCAGGGCUUUACUGUUAUGUGUUACACUAAGGGGAAUUCAAACCGUUUGAUAUUAUUAUCAAAAAGUUCAACUAUCGAACAUGCAUUUUCAACGACAUAAUUUGUUUAGAUUCAUUUUAUGAUGGUUCUUGUUUAAUUACAAAUUGUGCUAUGACGUUAUCUUAAUUUCAAUUGACUGCGGAGCUUGUGUAACAUUGAUAAGACAC